AUGGCUCCGCCCGGUGCCUUCCGGCACCUGGCGCUGGCCCUGGGGGCCGCCGUGGCCGCCUUGGGCUCCCUCCUCUUCAUCGCCUGGAAGAUCUACUUCCGCGGCACCGGCACCGGCACCGGCUGGGCCGGCUGGUGGGAGCGGGAGCUGCAGGAGCUGCGGGAGCAGCAGAGCCGAAACCCGCCCGACGGCACGCUGGACUGGAGGCAGGUGCUGGUCCUGGGGCUGGACGGAGCAGGGAAGAGCAGCGUCCUGCACUACAUCUGCAGCGAGACGGCCAAGGAGCGCAUCGCGCCCACGCAGGGCUUCAACUCUGCCCGGCUGUACGCCGAGGGGCUGGAGAUGGACCUGCUGGAGGUGGGUGGCUGCGAGAACCUGCGGUCUUACUGGCCGCACUACCUGAGCCAGGCGCACGUGCUGGUGUUCGUGGUGGACUCGGUGGACAGGUCGCGCCUCCUCACGGCGCGCCAGGAGCUGCACGCGCUGCUGGCUGAGGAGCCCCGGCUGCCCCUGGUCGUGCUGGCCAACAAGCAGGACAAGAGCGAUGCCCUGAGUGCGGCGGAGCUGCACGACGAGCUGGCCCUGCACAGCCUCAGCGGCCAGCGGGAGUUCUUCCUUCUGCCCACCAGCGCGACCUGGGCCAGCCUCAGCACCGCCACCAGCGUCCUCCGCGUCAAGAGCCUGCUGAUCACCCUGCUCUCCCAGCCCUGAGUCCUCGAGGUGCCCACUCAGACUCCGACGCUGGAAGAGCUCCCCUUUCUGGGACUGCAGUGCUAGGACAGAGACGGCAGGACUGGAGCAGCUGGGGGGCUUCUUCACGUUAUCAGCUGGCUGCUGGCCCUGCGAUGUGUUUGCUGUGCCCUGAGAGGUUUGGGAUAGAGUUGAGAUGCCAGCUGCCCUCAGGGAACAUGAGCAGCGGGCUCUGGUCUCUGCCACGGGGAGAGGGCAGUCGCCUUGCCCAACUGAGGGCAAAGGGACAGAGGCACCAGCCCAGCUUUUACCUCCAGAUUAGCAGGCACGGUGCAGCACAGGGCAUGGCCUUGUGCCUUCACAGCAGCCAGGCAAGAUGUUAAAUGAACGGGGCUAAACAAGCGAACCAGGCUCCUCAACUGUCAGCACAGACCGGCUUCCCCAGGGUGACGGAGAGGGCACAGAGCAGAACAGCAGAGCCCACAGGGAGGCUUUUAUGAAGGGUGUCACAGAUGGGUGAUACACUUCACUCGGAAGAGAGAAGCAGCGAUAUGUUUUAUUGAGAUAAGGUAGUGAUUUAACAAAGUUCGAUGGCAAGGUCCACUCGGUUAUUUACUUCAUGGAGGGAAGAGUCAGACAAAAUUGUCAAGGAGACCCUCCUGUUGAGUCAUGAGCUUCUGAGUGGACUCCCUUGCUUUCCAAACUCCUCCUCGCAGGAGUGCAGGUGCGGCCGGAUCCAGUCUUAGUACCAGACUUGGUCAACAGUUUAUGUCUAAAGGAUGACGUGCACAAUCAAUCAGAGAUGAAGCUUAACAAUGUUUGCAAAGUUUCAGUGUACUUAGUCACUUACCAAGGAUCCGCCGUGAGUACGGAAUCUGUCGACCUCGAGGAGUAACCUUGAGAGGCGUCUCUGCUCAAGAGGAGCUUCUGCGGUGCAGGAGAGCUCAAGGGGCUCUGGGCUGCCUCCCAUUUAUGGGGUAGGAUGAUUGACUCGUAGUCAUAUUUGCAUACCAGCCUAUGGUGGGUGCAUGCUUAAUUACCCCCUGGCUAUGUGCUGAGAUCAGUUUGGGGGGAGGGGAACCAGCACAGAAGGGAGCAAUUCCCUCACCCCACUGGGACAGUACCAGUUGCCUGGGCAGUACUGCUUGUGAUACUCAGUCUCUUGUGCCAGCUUGGUCCCUGGAGCCACGUGCCACGAGCCACGUGAGAGCAGGCUGAGGCAGACCCUUACUCGCAAGAGGGAUGGGGAGAGAUGAUAGCCUGUGACAUAUGGUGCAUGGCUGGGGGGAGCAGCUGGUCCAUUUUACCCAGGCUCUAGGGAAGAGCGCUACCCCUCAGCUCCCGGAGCUGUUCAGAGCAGCAGUCCCAACAGAGGAACUCUCUUGGCAGCUUUCCCAAACCGAUAAAGGUUAUGUGGACCUGAGAAACAUGCUGAGUAACUGCUUACACAGCUCUGUGUCACAGCCCUGCGUCACAGCGCUGCCAGCAUCAGGCACACCAGUGGGAAUAACCAACUCGGUCUGCCGCUCACCCGGAGCAGGAGGCCCAGCUCUCAGCACUUCUCCAGGCUUUGUACUUAAAGCUCUGCUAAUGAGGCAAAAGCAGGAAUUGGAAUCUGGCAGCCCUGCACUACCUCUCACCCGGAGCAGGGACAAGGUGUUGUUUGGUAGGAAUCUCACCCAGCAGGAAUUUACCCGCCCUCUGGUCUCCCUCCUUCUCUGUUGCCCCACAGAAGGGGAAGGAGCCAGGCUCAGGGACUGCACGAGAUCUGCCUGCACGUGGAAAAGCUGUUGGUUAGGCCACAGUACACUGGGUCCUGGAAAAUGGAUGGGGGAAGCUGGAUAACACAUCAAGAAGGGGCAUGUGCUGGCUGUUCUCUGCUGUCAAAUCUUUCGUACAGUGACCCCUUCUUUCAAUAAAAGAUUGAUCACA
Messenger RNA from Rhea pennata, 2622 nucleotides. It is a transcript of the gene ARL10, whose product is annotated as ADP ribosylation factor like GTPase 10. The transcript is spliced from 4 exons. Lineage: Eukaryota; Metazoa; Chordata; Aves; Rheiformes; Rheidae. The coding region runs from base 1 to 711 and encodes 236 amino acids. Gene Ontology annotation, molecular function: GTP binding; GTPase activity. The record is from RefSeq and is a predicted model, not a curated record.